Molecule: messenger RNA, 1155 nt
Organism: Aspergillus japonicus CBS 114.51
Lineage: Eukaryota; Fungi; Ascomycota; Eurotiomycetes; Eurotiales; Aspergillaceae
Product: 2-deoxy-D-gluconate 3-dehydrogenase
Exons: 2
Coding region: 37-813 (258 amino acids)
Molecular function (GO): oxidoreductase activity, acting on the CH-OH group of donors, NAD or NADP as acceptor
Source: RefSeq, a predicted model, not a curated record
CCACCAUCCCUCCUCCUACACAAUCCACUCUCAGCAAUGGACCUCUUCUCUCUAAACAACAGCACCGCCCUCGUAACAGGGGGCACCCGAGGCAUCGGCCAACAAAUGGCCAUCGCCCUCGCCGAAGCCGGCAGCGACAUAAUCCUCAUCCAGAGAGACCCCACGAACCUCACCACCAAAAACGCAAUCGAAUCCCUCUCCCGCAAAGCCACAAUCUACACGGCGGACCUCUCCUCGCGCGCCUCAGUGACCGCCCUAAUCGCGCGCAUCCUGGCCGACGGCCACGACAUCAACAUCCUCAUCAACUGCGCGGGCAUCCAACGCCGCCACCCGAGCCACCUCUUCCCGGACGCCGACUGGGACGCCGUGCUGCAGACGAACCUGACCACAGUCUUCACGCUGUGCCGCGACGUGGGCCGGUACAUGCUGACGCGCCCACCGGAUACGCACGGCCAGCGCGGCGCGAUCAUCAACGUCGCCUCGCUGGUCUCGUUCCAGGGCGGGCUGACGGUGCCGGCCUACGCGGCGGCCAAGGGCGGGGUGGCGCAGCUCACAAAGGCGCUGAGCAACGAGUGGGCGGCGCGCGGGGUACGCGUCAACGCCGUCGCGCCGGGGUAUGUGGCCACGGAGAUGAAUACCGCCUUGUUGAAUGAUGCGGACCGUUCAAGAAGUAUCCUCGACCGGAUCCCGGCGGGCCGGUGGGCGAGUCCGGAGGAUUUCAAGGGGGUCACGGUGUUCCUGGCGGCGGGGCAGGCGAGUGGUUAUGUUUCGGGGAGUGUGGUCGUUGUGGAUGGGGGGUGGAUGGGAAGGUGAUACAUACCCAAGCUUAUUAUUGGGCUAGGAAAGGCAAGAUGGUUUUGGCGGCUGCGAGGAAAGUCAAGGGUGCGUGGCAGCUGGUAUACCAUGCUGCUAUACUGCGAUAUUCCAAAGAUUUACAUCUACUCAACCAUUUCCGUGCCACUUUGAUACCCGAUCGCCUGUCGGCUGUUUCAACGCAACAGAGUAGCUAUGCUGGUAUGCAUAGCACAACAAACCAAACGUUGCCCUGCGGUACGAUUAAGCUAUUGGAUAAAUGCUAGCCUGUCUACCAAUCUCGAACCUUGAAUCGACUGAUUCUAUCAUUCUAUGUUAACCCUAGCUCUUAGCUAAAGUGGA